UGGCGCGACUGCAGCGGCACAUUCGCUCCUGCAUACACUUUUAUUUCCACGCCGAAUAACCCCCCCCCCCUCUCUCUCUCUCUCUCUCUCUCGCUCGCUCGCUCUCAAUCUCUCCGUAUAUUCCCUUUUUUCACGCUACGGAGAGAGAGAUUCGUGGAGGAUUUAAUUUUGAUUGCGAGAAGAAAGCAAACAGAGGAGGCUCGUCACGUCGGCGCAAACUGCAGUGAAAGGUCCUCAUAUUCAACAAUGUGUGGACGGGGCAGCGUGGCCUCGCUGUGCCUGGGGGCUUGCUUGCUCGUAGCCAACAUCGUCCUGGGUGCCAAAAGCACUGGGCAGGACAGCGAGCACAACACUACAGUGUUUACCAAGAUCCUAGACAGCCUUCUGGAUGGCUAUGACAACCGCCUGAGGCCAGGACUAGGAGAGCGUGUAACUGAAGUCAAGACUGACAUUUUCGUGACUAGUAUCGGGCCAGUUUCGGACCAUGACAUGGAGUACACCAUUGAUGUGUUCUUCAGACAGAGCUGGAAAGAUGAGAGAUUAAAGUUCAAGGGUCCCAUGGCCGUGCUGCGUCUCAACAACCUGAUGGCCAGCAAGAUCUGGACGCCCGACACAUUCUUCCAUAAUGGCAAGAAGUCUGUGGCGCACAACAUGACCAUGCCCAACAAACUGCUGCGCAUUACAGAGGAAGGCACCUUGCUCUACACCAUGAGGCUGACUGUGAGAGCAGAAUGCCCCAUGCACCUUGAAGACUUCCCAAUGGACGCCCAUGCCUGCCCACUCAAGUUUGGCAGCUAUGCUUACACCCAAGCAGAGGUGGUGUAUGUGUGGACCAAAGGUGCCGACCAGUCUGUGGUGGUGGCAGACGAUGGUUCAAGGUUAAACCAGUACGAUCUGAUGGGCCAGAGUGUGGAUUCUGGGGUGGUGCAGUCCAGCACAGGAGAGUACGUGGUGAUGACGACCCACUUCCACCUGAAGAGGAAAAUUGGCUACUUUGUGAUUCAGACAUAUCUGCCCUGCAUUAUGACAGUCAUCCUGUCGCAGGUGUCCUUCUGGCUCAACAGAGAGUCUGUCCCUGCCAGGACUGUCUUUGGAGUGACCACUGUCCUGACCAUGACCACCCUCAGUAUCAGUGCCAGGAAUUCCCUUCCCAAAGUGGCCUACGCCACCGCUAUGGAUUGGUUCAUCGCCGUGUGCUACGCCUUCGUCUUCUCGGCCCUCAUUGAGUUCGCUACAGUCAACUACUUCACCAAGAGGGGUUACGCCUGGGAUGGAAAAAGCGUGGUGCCAGAGAAGCAAAAGAAGAAGAAGGAGUCCAUGCUAAAAAAGAACAACACAACAGCGUAUCCGGCGGCCACUGCUACAGCCUUCGCUCCCAACAUUGCCAGGGACCCUGGAUUGGCCACCAUUGCCAAAAGCGCUCCUCCACCACCAACUGAGCCCAAGGAGGAGCCAAAGCCCAAGCCCCCAGAGGCCAAGAAGACCUUUAACAGCGUGAGCAAGAUAGACAGGAUCGCCAGAAUAGCCUUCCCUCUGCUCUUUGGAACCUUUAACUUGGUCUACUGGGCCACCUACUUGAAUAAGAAGCCCAAACUGCAGGGGAUGAAUCCACACUAAUCCAUUGUUUGCUCCUUUUCAAUUUUACCUAUAUAACUUUUAUUUUCUUUGGUAUUCCUCAAAAGAAAAAGAAAAGAAAAUGUGUUUAUUUUCAGACAAACAUGAUGUCCAUGCUGGUUUGAAUUCCCAGUCGUUGCAUUGCUUCUGUUUAUAUACAUUUUGAAGAUUUGGAAAAAAAAAAACAGAGACCAAAAAAUAAUUUAAAAAAAAACAAAAAACAAAAGAACAAGGGAUACAGAAUUUUAAAGGGUUGUUGUUCAGGUGUGGUAUGAUGCUUUUAAGAAAAUACUACCGUAAAUAUAUAGCCGAGAGGAGAAUGCUAUUCUCCAGUACACAGAGCCCAAUCUUGUCUUGGGCUUUCCUUUCUUUCUUCUUCUCAUUGUAUAUUUUGUUAUUUUGCAAGGUUCCAGUUAUAAUCUUUGCAGCGAGAGUCUCUAGAGUUAUUACCAUUUGAGUACAGAUAAAUAAAUAGAACAAAUGUGGUUUCGAAGAGGGA
Molecule: messenger RNA, 2113 nt
Organism: Phycodurus eques (leafy seadragon)
Lineage: Eukaryota; Metazoa; Chordata; Actinopteri; Syngnathiformes; Syngnathidae
Gene: gabra1
Product: gamma-aminobutyric acid type A receptor subunit alpha1
Exons: 10
Coding region: 247-1617 (456 amino acids)
Biological process (GO): monoatomic ion transmembrane transport; nervous system process; gamma-aminobutyric acid signaling pathway
Cellular component (GO): dendrite membrane; GABA-A receptor complex; neuron projection
Molecular function (GO): inhibitory extracellular ligand-gated monoatomic ion channel activity; transmitter-gated monoatomic ion channel activity involved in regulation of postsynaptic membrane potential; benzodiazepine receptor activity
Source: RefSeq, a predicted model, not a curated record